Messenger RNA from Cantharellus anzutake, 1332 nucleotides. RefSeq names its product ATP-NAD kinase-like domain-containing protein. Bases 15 to 1184 code for a protein of 389 amino acids. Gene Ontology annotation, molecular function: NAD+ kinase activity. Lineage: Eukaryota; Fungi; Basidiomycota; Agaricomycetes; Cantharellales; Hydnaceae. Gene Ontology annotation, biological process: NADP+ biosynthetic process; NAD+ metabolic process. The record is from RefSeq and is a predicted model, not a curated record. The transcript is spliced from 6 exons.
CCGAGUUCUCACGAAUGCACAGGCUCCUUCGAUUGCCUCGAUUGACCUCUUGUCCCCUUCCGGCGCUCCGACGAACAAGCCUAAGCAUAUCGGACCCCUUCUCAAGACCUACGCCUUCAUACAGCUAUCCGUAUCGCCAUGUUCAUGGAUUCUCUAAGUGGGCCACAAGGUCACCAAUCCGGAACAUUCUUCUAGUUCGGAAGCCGCAGGACUCCAGAGUAUCUCAAGCGCUUUAUCGUGUAGUACUAGAGUUACGCAAGAUCAAUCCGGAUAUCCGACUUUUCUAUGAAGCCUCUGUGAUCCCCCAGGAUGCUCCUCCAAACGCAGAACUAUUCGAGCCUACUAACUUGCCACUAUCUACCCCUUCCUCGUCUUCUCAACCCCCAAUUGACCUGGUAAUAACCCUCGGAGGCGAUGGGACUAUCUUGCACGCGUCAAGUCUUUUCAACAAUGGGCCUGUACCGCCAGUGCUAAGCUUUUCACUCGGGACGUUAGGUUUUUUGCUUCCAUUUCACAUCGAUUCAAUGGAACAAGCUCUCAAGGAUGUUUUCUGUGGGAAGAUGUCUAUCCUUCCCCGAAUGAGGCUCUCUUGCAGAGUAAGACCGAAAGGGUUCAAUGAUUUGACCGAGGAGGAAAGCAGCAUCACUCCUUCGAGAUGGCAAGUCAUGAAUGAAGUAUCACUACACCGAGGAAGCAGUCCGCAUCUAGUCACUGCUGACACGUAUGUUGACGACCAGCAUCUCACCGAAGCCAUCGCUGACGGUCUGAUUGUGGCGACCCCCACCGGCUCAACCGCAUACUCACUGUCUUCAGGGGGUCCCAUCGUGCAUCCAGCGGUACAAGCCAUGCUCUUGACGCCUGUCAGUCCGAUGAGCCUAUCCUUUCGACCGCUUGUCCUUCCGAGCUGGUCCAAGAUGCGCAUCGAGAUCAACGAAAGAAGUCGUUCGUCAGCCUACAUCUCAAUGGACGGGAGAGAGGCCGGAAUUUUGCAUCCCGGUGAUUGCGUUCUAGUCGAAGCGUCACCCUGGCCGAUACCUUGCAUCAAUGUUCAUCGUGUGAGUCCUUCGCAAGACACGACGGGAGACCAAUCCAGGGGGGAAUCUUUGGGACAUGACACUUGGGUCAGGGAUAUCAACAUGCUGCUUGGAUUUAAUGUUUCCUUCAAAGCAAAUACUGGUCGUUAGAGCUGACUUUGUGCCACUUGGCAUGACAGGAGCUACCCUGGCCCAACGUACUAAACAGUAAAGCAUAGAGCGCAAUUAGCGCACCCGCCAACCAAGCAAAAAUAAUCUAGUACAACGUAUAUACCGGACAGGAACUGGAUCCCCGGCU